Columba livia (rock pigeon) is the source of this 1667-nucleotide messenger RNA. RefSeq names its product peripherin-like. The record is from RefSeq and is a predicted model, not a curated record. The transcript has 9 exons. Gene Ontology annotation, cellular component: axon; cytoplasm; type III intermediate filament. Gene Ontology annotation, molecular function: structural constituent of cytoskeleton. Gene Ontology annotation, biological process: intermediate filament organization. Lineage: Eukaryota; Metazoa; Chordata; Aves; Columbiformes; Columbidae. The coding region runs from base 16 to 1182 and encodes 388 amino acids.
CCUCCCGGUACCACCAUGAGCCGCGGCGGCCGCGCCCUCGGGGCGACACCGCCCGUCACCGCGGCGGCGGGGCGGCUGGCGGCGGCGGCGGCGGCGCGGAGCGCGGAGCGAGAGGAACUGGCGGCGCUGAACGAUCGCUUCGCCGCUUUCCUGGAGCGGGUGCGGGCGCUGGAGCGGCAGAAUGGGGCCCUGAGAGCCGCCCUGGGCCGCGCCGCCGCCGCCACCGCGCCCGGUGCCGCCGGGCUGGUGCGGGGGGAGCUGCGGGGGCUGCGGGAGCGGCUGCAGCGCCUCGGCCGGGACCGAGACCGGCUCCAGGCCGAGCGGGACGGGCUGGCCACGGACCUGGCGGCCCUGCGGCAGCGGCUGGAGGACGAGACGCAGAAGCGGGAGGAUGCGGAGAGGAGCCUGGUGCUGUUCCGCAAGGACAUGGACAACGCCACACUGUCCCGCCUGGAGCUGGAGCGCAAGGUCGAGCUGCUGAUGGACGAGAUCGGCUUCCUCAAGAAGCUGCAUGAAGAGGAGCUGCAGGACCUGGAGGUGAGCGCCCCACGUGCCGCGGUGCCGGCGGAGGCGGAGGUCUGCGCGCCAGCGCUGACGGCUGCGCUGCGCGAGAUCCGCACCCAGUACGAGAGCAUCGCCGUGAAGAACCUGCAGGAAGCCGAGGAGUGGUACAAGUCGAAGUUCGCUGACCUCUCGGACGCAGCCAACCGCAACCACGAGGCGCUGCGGCUGGCCAAGCAGGAGAUGAACGAGUCUCGGCGGCAGAUCCAGAGCCUCACCUGCGAGGUGGACGGGCUGAAGGGCAUGAACGAGGCGUUGCAGCGGCAGAUGCGGGAGAUGGAGGAUGAGUUUGGGGAGGAGAUCGGGAGCUACCAGGACAUGGUGGGGCGUCUGGAGCAGGAGAUCCAGCAGAUGAAGGAGGAGAUGGCCCGGCACCUGCGCGAGUACCAGGACCUGCUCAAUGUCAAGAUGGCCCUGGACAUCGAGAUCGCCACGUACCGCAAGCUGCUGGAGGGCGAGGAGAGCCGGAUCACCGUCCCUCUGCACCCCACCACCUCCUUCACCAUGAGGAGCUCAGCGCUGGAGCCGCCGGGGGAGAGCGCGGCGCGGAGGACGGUGCUGAUCAAAACCAUCGAGACGCGGGACAGGCAGCGGCUGCUGAUGGAGUCGCACAAGGAGUGACGGGUCCCGCUGCACCGGCCCCGUGCUGGCCGGGAGGGGGGGGAUCCAGCUGCCCCCCCGUCGCCAGCGCCCGGGGCUGUAGCACAGCGCGGUGCCUUGUCGCCCCCCCCCCCCCCCCUUAUUUAUUGCUAUUUAUCACCUAUUUAUUUUUAUCACCCAUUUAUUUUUCCCGCUGGAACCUCAGGUGUAUGGAACGUUUACCAAACAUCGCCGCCGCUGUCCCGGGCCCUGGGGGGUCCUGUCCGUCCCCCCCCGCAGGGAGGUGGCCCCGAGGUCUGCGGGCACCGGCGAGACCCCGGCGCUGUCCCGGGCCCGGGGGGUCCUGUCCGUCCCCCCCGCAGGGAGGUGGCCCCGAGGUCUGCGGGCACCGGCGGGACCCCGGCGCGGUCCCGGGCCCGGGGGCGGGAAGGGGCGCGGCAUCAGGGCUUUCUCCCCCCGUGUCCCCAUCCUGCUUGAGCAGCAAAUAAAGGCUGCAGCGAGGCCGG